AUGCUUGACGUCAGACGCGUCACCGUUGCUGCCGGUGACCUUCUGACCACCGCUACUGCUUUUCCGGUGACGGCAGCCACCUGUGAGGUGGCUGAAUACAUGAACGGUCGAGUAGUUAGGCUGUUCACAGCUUGGGAUAGAUCCUCCUGGAAGAAUGUUGAUAGAAGAAUCAUUCAAAAACUAACACGUAUUCUUGCUUCGAAUCCGCACAUUAGAACAUUUAAACGUCUUUCUGAUCUAGGACCGCUUGAUAAUUAUAGAGUGACUUUGAAUGCAUCGGUGGAACUUGACCAAAGGGUGUACAAUAAGCCGACCACAUCUGAGGUUGCUGGUAUUUGGGUUGAAGGAAAUGACAACGUCACUGCAUAUAAAAGAAGUAUUAUUGUCUAUGGGAGGUCUAACUAUAGUAUUGAAAUUCAACCUCACUUUGGUUGUUAUGAUCAUUUGCCGUAUCCUUUAUUCUUUCCCAAUGGUGAGUCUGGAUGGCAUCCUAAAAUACCAAGAUAUGGGAUCGCCAUGGAUGAAAUUCAUAGUGACAAUGAAGAUAAUGAUGAAGGUUCAGAAGAAUCUACUUCAAAAAAAGGCAGAAAUAUUGUAAGUAUGCGGGAGUACUAUUGUUACAAGUUCCAGAUACGGUCGAAUGAUAAUGUGAUUUUGAUGGGAGGGAGAUUGUUCCAGCAGUUUGCAGUAGAUACAUAUAUAAAGAUUGAGACUACACGUUUGGUUUUUGUUGAAAAGAACCAAACCAAAACUAGAGCCGAUUUAUACGAGGGCGUUGUUGAUUGCUUCAAUGCCGGUGAGGCUCAACCAAGUAGGGUUGGACAAAGAGUUGUGUUACCUGCAAGUUUCAUUGGAGGUCCACGUAACAUGCGACAAAGAUUUUUGGAUGUCAUGGCUUUAGUUCAAGAUGAUGGGAGGCAUGGUAUAUUUCUUAUAAUGACGUGCAACCCAAAAUGGAAAGAAAUCGAUGAUGAGUUAUUGCCUGGACAGUCAGCUCAAGAUCGACCAUACCUUGUUGCAAGAGUUUUUCAUGCAAAGUUAGAGGAUCUCAAGGUACAGUUAUUCCAGAGACAUAUAAUCGAUGUGGUGGGGUCAUAUGUGUAUGUGAUAGAGUUUCAAAAGCGUGGAUUGCCACAUGCACAUUUCCUCUUAAUAAUGACACCUGGAUAUAAGAUGAAUAAUCCAGACGAUUAUGACAAACUUGUGUGUGUGGAAAUUCCCGACCCAAUGAGGUUUCCUGAAAUGCAUGAUCUUGUCAAAAGUCACAUGAUGCACGGUCCUUGUGGUGGCUUACGAGAAAAAAGUCCAUGUAUGCAGGGUGUGCCAAAAAUAUGUCGUUUCAGAUAUCCUAGCCAAUUCAAUGAAAAGACAUCACAAGGAGAGGACUCAUAUCCAUUAUAUAGAAGGAGAAAUAAUGGAAUUGAGGUGACUGUAAGAUAUACAACAUUGGAUAAUAGAUGGGUGGCUCCAUACAACCCAAAGUUAUUAAUGAUGUUUAAUUGUCAUAUCAACGUUGAGACCAAGAAAAAUAUUGUUAUUAAUGAGAUACGAAAGUUUCAAGACGCACGUUAUGUAUCCCCUCCUGAGGCAUUAUGGCGUGUUUUUAGCUUUCCUCUUUCAAAAAUCCACCCUUGCGUGAUGGCCUUGCAAAUACAUCUCCCGAAUCAACAGUUGGUUAGGUUCAAAGACGGUGACAGAAUGGAAGACAUUGUUGAUAGGGAGAAAGGAAAAAAUUCAAUGUUAACGGCAUUUUUCAAUAAGAAUAAAGAAGAUUCCAAUGCAAGAAAAUAUUUGUAUAAGGAUUUUCCCAAACAUUUUACAUGGAAUCGGAGAAACCAUUGUUGGAGGACCAGGGAACAUAAAUCAAUGAUUGGUCGACUUGUUUAUGCUAAUCCAGCUGAAGGAGAGAGAUACUACCUACGCUUGAUUUUUUGUCAUAUUACUGGGCCUACCUGCUUUGAAGAUUUAUACACAGCUAAUGAGGCUUCCUUAUUUCAGUUUCCCAGCACACUUAGAUGGUUAUUUGCGACGAUGUUGAUUUUUUGUGAACCGGGAAAUGUUCGCAAGUUAUGGGACGACCACUAUGAUUCUCUUUCUGAAGAUUAUAGGAAACAAUAUGGAUGUGUCGAACGAGUGCAAAAUAUGGUCCUCAUCGACAUUAGAAUAUUCCUAGAAUCUAUGAGUAAAAAGCUUAGUGAUUACGACCUUCCAAAUGUCAGUGCACACAUCGAUUUACAAUCAAGAGGCUAUCGUGAGGUGCAAGAAGAAUACUCUAUAAAUGUGGAAAAUGAAGACUUACUUGCGCGGGACUCUCUCAAUCCAGACCAUAAGUUUGCAUAUAAUGAGAUAAUGAGGCAUGUGGAUGAAAAUAUUCUGGGUGUGUUCUUCAUAAAUGGUCCCUGUGGAACUGGAAAGACAUUUUUGUACAAAACUUUGUUGGCCAAUAUUCGUGUAUGUGGUCUUAUUGCACUUGCAACUGCCACGUCAGGUGUUGCGGCUAACAACAUGCCAGGAGGGAGAACAGCUCAUUCACGAUUUGGAAUUCCCCUCAAUCUUGAUCUUGAGAAGAAGAAAGGAGCUUGGGAGUUCCAGUUGAAGCUAUAA
Molecule: messenger RNA, 2604 nt
Organism: Lactuca virosa
Lineage: Eukaryota; Viridiplantae; Streptophyta; Magnoliopsida; Asterales; Asteraceae
Source: the annotation of a GenBank genome assembly